Haliaeetus leucocephalus (bald eagle) is the source of this 2558-nucleotide messenger RNA. RefSeq names its product RWD domain containing 3 (gene RWDD3). The transcript is spliced from 4 exons. NCBI's taxonomy places the organism in Eukaryota, Metazoa, Chordata, Aves, Accipitriformes, Accipitridae. Gene Ontology annotation, biological process: positive regulation of protein sumoylation; positive regulation of hypoxia-inducible factor-1alpha signaling pathway. The coding region runs from base 3 to 842 and encodes 279 amino acids. Gene Ontology annotation, molecular function: protein binding. The record is from RefSeq and is a predicted model, not a curated record.
CCAUGUUGGAGCCGGCGCUGGAGGAGCUCUCGGCUCUCGCCGCCAUCUACUGCGAGCCGGACGCCUGCGAGGUGCUGGCGGUCUCAGAGACUCAUGGAAUCACAUUUAGAAUUCAAAUCAGUGUGAAGGAACUGCUGGAUACAGAUGUACUUUUAAAGCUGUUAUUUCAUUUACCAGUCAAUUAUCCAUCAACUCUACCAGAUAUUUCUGUUAACUCAGACCAGCUUACAAGGGCCCAGUGUAUGGACGUGAAAGAUAAAUUACUUGAACAAGCAAAGAAGCAUCUUCCUGAACCCAUGGUACAUGAUCUGAUUCUUUGGAUACAGCAGCAUCUUAAAUAUGUUAUUAAGCAAUCAGCAACAGUUUGCAAGGAAAAAACUGCUUUGUCAAAAAGAACAAGUACAGAGGAUGGUAUCUGGAUGCUCUUCUUGCAUUUAGAUCACAUGAGAGCAAAGGCAAAGUACGUCAAAACUGUGGAAAAAUGGGCUUCAGAUCUAAGGCUGACUGGAAGACUGAUGUUCAUGGGCAAGAUAAUACUGAUUCUUCUUCAGGGUGACAGGAGCAACAUUAAGGAGUACUUAAUUCUUCAGAAAACUUCUAAGGUAGAUGUGGACUCAAGCGGAAAGAAAUGCAAAGAGAAAAUGAUUAGUGUACUGUGUGAGACAAAAGUACAGUCACAGCAUAAAAGGUUUCAGACGUUUGAAGUCAAAGAAUAUUCAACACUGGAUGAGCUACAAAAGGAAUUUGAAACUGCAGGACUUACAACUCUUUUCUCUGAGUUUGUGCCUCCUCUCUUAAAAUUAAAAGAAAACACUGGACCCUUUGACCAAAGCAGUAGUUGACUGCAGAUGCUGAUGGAAGAUGAAAGGACGGAUUUGGCAAACAACAUUAAAGCUUUUCUACAAAAAAUCCCAGAAGUAGCCAUCCUCUUGCAAGAAGGAGAAGGCAAUUCAUACAUUAAGAAUUGAUAAUUUUUUGACAUUUAUGUAUCGAUAACUUUUUCCAAGGAAUGCAGAGUUAAUUGCGAUAAUUGCAUGGCAAGCAUGAGAGAUUGGGAAGACAUCAUGUUAAAAUAAUAGUCUUCUAGUUAGACUCUGUUUUGCAAUGCCUGUUUUUCAGUGUUUUGGUUUUUACCUCUCAUGGUAGUGUUUUUUCAUAAUGGCCUGCUAGAAAGCAUGAUUAAUUUUGUGUUGAAAGCUUAUAUGAAGGUAUUUCUCUAAAAAGCAUAGCAAACAGAAUUGAAUGUUUGAGUGCAGCAUAUACUUAAUAUCCCUUAGGUGUUCAUCUUCUAACUUUUUCUUCUCCAUUUAUUUGACUAUAAAUGCUAGACUGUUGAUUUAAAGAAAAAGCUCAUGUCACUUGGCGCCUGAAAAAACUUAGAAGUGUCUUUUUGAAUGUUAGUUUUUAUUCUAAAAUGUAUAAAAACACCCAAGUGGAGAAUUUAAAUGGAUUAAAAAGCUAAGGUAAAGCCAUUCGUAAUAUUUUCUUUGAUAGUUUACAGAUUCCUUUUUGCACUUUAUCCGGUUUUCCUGACUGUGCAUCUUUAAAUAUCUUGAUUCAAUUAAACUGCCAGAGCAGUAUAUAUACAGACUUCAGUCCUCUGUCUCUCAAGACUUCUGUCAAGUCUUCUGUCAUUUGAGAAGCUGGUAAGUUAUAACUCCCUAUUAAAAAUUCCUGACUUUUAGCAUUUUUUUUUUGAUUGGUCAGUGGCCUUGGCCAGCCUAUAAAUUUUUUUUAUCACUAGUCUGUGUUUUACUUCAGUAUAAUGUUACAAAUUAUAUACAUAAUUUUUACAAAUUCAGUUGUGCAAGUUCUGUUUGCCUAGGGAGAAUUGGAUACUUAUUUCUUAUAAUUAUUAAUGUCCUUUGGUUUCUAUUUUACCUGAUACCAUUCUCUAGCAAGACUGGAUAAAUUGUCCAGUAGUAAAAAUAUUGAAUUAAUGAGUUUCUCAGUAACUAGCAAUGCCAUUUCAAUUGGUUUUAGUAUGUAGCUAAACAUGGGCUUUACUGCUCUCUAAAACUCACUCCCAGAAGCCAAAUGUAUUAGGUAUUCUUUGUUAACCAAAUACAUUUGAUCAACUCAGUGUAAAUUAAUUUAUCUCCUUUGUACUGGAGGAAGGCUGGUACAAUUUGGUUAGUUCCCAUAGUGUGGUUUGGCAAAUGAUUAUGUAAGACAUUUUGAUUUCCAGGUUCAUACUCAGACCAUGAGAUCAUACCUCUUUCUUUAUGUAUAAUAGAAAAGCAACUAAAGCAAACUACUAAGAUUUUUAGGUUUUACUAUUUGAGAUAUCAAAUGCAUAACCGGUUGUAGGCUGAGUGUUUUUUAAGUUUUUAAGGAGUUUGGUAAUUUUCGUAAUAUGGAGUGUCUCAAAUACAUAUGUUGCAUGUUAUUUUAUGCACCAAGGCUUAUUUAAUAAGACAGUAGCAAAAGCUCUUCUUAAUGAGUCUUUCAUGUGUAGCACAUACAGUACUUCAGGCACAGUAGAAAACAGUGGGUUAAACAGGUUUUGCAAAUCAGUUCUAUAUUAUUUUGAAAUGGCUUCCUGAGAGAAGGGAAAU